Molecule: messenger RNA, 1858 nt
Organism: Panicum virgatum (switchgrass)
Lineage: Eukaryota; Viridiplantae; Streptophyta; Magnoliopsida; Poales; Poaceae
Product: putative disease resistance protein RGA3
Exons: 1
Coding region: 67-1554 (495 amino acids)
Molecular function (GO): ADP binding
Source: RefSeq, a predicted model, not a curated record
AAGCACUGUCGUUCAUUCUCACAUCCCCCUCCUGUAUUUUCUCUUCCAAAGCAGAGAGUCUCCCAAAUGAAUAUUCUCCUUUCUGCUGUUCUGGGCGAGCUGACAACAAGAUCCAUAAAUUUCCUCAUCAAAAAUAGCGUCAAGCCAACAGCACCGGACGUGGACGAUCGCCUCCGCAGGAUCCUGCUCCGGGCACAGGUCAUCGUCGAUGAGGCCAUGGGACGGCAGAUCACAAACCGAGGUAUUCUCCAGCAGCUGGACAUGCUCAGAGACGCCAUGCACCACGGCUAUUACAUCAUCGACACCUUCAGAUACCAAUCUCACAGCGAAGAGGAGGCCAAAGGUCAGGUCCUGAGCAAGUCUUUAUCUCUUUUGAAAGUAGUAAAUUCUCUACAAGGCUUGUAUUCGUCCAGUAGAAGCACACAGAUUUUUGAACAGCUGCAAAAGUCGCUUGAUGAUUUAAGCUCCGUGAUCAAUGAUAUGGAGGAGAUAGUCGUGUUCUUGAUGAGCUAUCCACGCAUAUACCGCCAACCUUAUAGCAUGCAUCUCCUGGUGGGAAAUUGCAUGUUUGGGCGCCAGAUGGAAACUGAACUUGUCAUCAGCUUCCUAUUGCACACACAACCUCAUGCUCCUAAAGAACUAGAGGUCCUGCCAAUCGUUGGUCCCGGUAAAGUUGGCAAGACCACCCUUGUUGCUCAUGUUUGUGAAGAUGCAAGGGUCCGUGACCAUUUCUCAGAAAUACUUUUCUUGCACGGCCAUGACCUCACAGGUGUUGACCUUGCUGCGCUCAAAGAACGAUAUGUAACAGAACAUCGAAAUCAUGGAUCAAAUUCAAACAAAGAGGGAAGAAGAUUACUUAUUGUUGUUGAGUUAGUUGGCACUCUCACCGAAGAUGUAUGGAAUAGGUUGUGUUCUGCUUAUAUGCGACAUGUACCAAGCGGUAGUAAAAUAAUUGUCACAAGCCAGUCCGACGAAAUCAUAAAGUUUGGAACAACCCGGGCACUAAGUCUGAAGUAUUUGUCCCAUGAAGCAUAUUGGUAUUUCUUUAAGAUGGUCACAUUUGGAAGCAUGGAUCCUGAGAUGCAUCCGAAGCUUGCUCGCAUGGCCAUGGAGAUAGCCGGGAUGAUGAACGGGUGUUUCAUUAGUGCAAACAUGAUGGGUUGUUUGCUGAGGGACAACAUUGAUUUCCACUUUUGGUGCAAGGUUUUGGCCUUCUUGAGAGGUACCAUCAAGCAGCAUGUCUCUAAAUUCGGUGGGCAUCCAGUUGAUCUUAUAAUUGAGAAAAAGCCUGCACAUCUUGGGAGAAUGUUUACACCUUCUGAAGAUUUUGUGCUUCAUUCGGAAUAUCAACGCUCUUCACAAGAAGAUGUACCGAAGAUAAGAGUCCAAGAUGUGAUUUAUGGAAGUGUUAAGGCUCAAGGGAAAUUUGAGGCCCUAGGAUGGAGGUCUCGAAUACCACCCUACCAUAGCUAUGUAAAUGUAUGUGAGAUCCGAGAGCUCAAAACUAUGGGUACAAAGAGGAAGCGUUGUAUGAAAAACAGAGUUGCGCUUUAGUAAUUUUUCUGUUAUACUAUGGUUAUGUAUGAUGACAUGUAGUGAUUAUGUUUUGAUGGGGUGUCACAAGUCACAACACUGUCAUGGCUGGAUCUUACAGGUUACAAAAUUGCCAAACUGUACUACUACCUUGGCAUGUAUAAAGUUUUUGACAGAAUGAGAUAGCAUUUUCUUAGUUCUGUCGUUGUCAGGCUGCUUGCACAGAAGCAUGCUUGAAUUCAGAGAACACUUCAGUAAAUUGUACCGAAUGAUUUCAAAUGAUUGUAGCUAUACCUGUACUCAAUCUUGUUGUCUUUUAAGUUCA